This is a messenger RNA of Neoarthrinium moseri, 417 nucleotides long. RefSeq lists its product as uncharacterized. The transcript has a single exon. NCBI's taxonomy places the organism in Eukaryota, Fungi, Ascomycota, Sordariomycetes, Amphisphaeriales, Apiosporaceae. The coding region runs from base 1 to 417 and encodes 138 amino acids. The record is from RefSeq and is a predicted model, not a curated record.
AUGAAAUUCACUCGCUUCAUAGCCGGAUGCUUGCCUGCUUUGGCAUUUACCGCCCUGUCUCACGAAGCGGCUACAGCUGCCUCGUUGAUUCUGAACCUCCUGGAAAAUAUUGCUACAUCCAACUCCCCUACCGAACCUUUCGAAGACCAUGGGCAAGACCAUGGGCAAGACCGUCAGGCUCUGGAUAUACUCCGCAUCGCAAAGUUCAGGGGGAAGGCAAGGGAGUGUACCGAAAUCACUGAUGGCGAGUUUCUCGUUCGACUGAGCCAACACCUCGCUUUCGUGCAGCGGCCGGAGGAAACCAGGCACGAGGCAUUGCUCCGCCUGGUUGAGUAUCAGGCUGUCGGCCAGACUAUGUCAGAGAUCGUCCCAAUUGACGUGGGUACCAGAGAUCAGGGACUGGGCGUGUGUAUGUGA